Molecule: messenger RNA, 567 nt
Organism: Juglans regia (Persian walnut)
Lineage: Eukaryota; Viridiplantae; Streptophyta; Magnoliopsida; Fagales; Juglandaceae
Product: chaperone protein dnaJ 20, chloroplastic-like
Exons: 1
Coding region: 1-567 (188 amino acids)
Cellular component (GO): chloroplast
Source: RefSeq, a predicted model, not a curated record
AUGGCUGUUUUGCUGAGUUCUAGCCAUAGCAUUGGCGCCAAACCCUUCCUUUCUCUUCCAGUACUUCCCAGCAAACGGCAACGGCCUCGGGUGCAAUUUGUUGCUCAUAUUUCAUGCAGAGCUAGCAGUAGUACCAAAGUGGCCGGUGAAAAUCACGUCGAUACCGCGGCCAAUUUCUACGAGGUCCUUUCUUUGAGUCCGAAUAACGCCAGCAUCAACGAGAUAAAGAAAGCUUACAGAAGCAUGGCUCUCCGAUAUCACCCUGAUGUUUGUCCUCCUCCCAUGAAGGAAGAGUCGACUAGGAUGUUUGUCAAACUGAAUGCAGCAUACCGGACGUUGUUGGAUCCUGUGCUGCGCAAAGAGUAUGACUGCGAAUUAUUGGACCUCGGAAGUUUUGGGAGAACAUUCAAGAAUAUGGGUAUUAACGAUGAUGAUCUGCAUGGUACGAGAAGCCGGUGGCAAGAACAAAUUCUGGAGUUGAGGAGGAGGUCCAAUUUCCGUAUGGCCGGAAAGGAGGUCGAUUCAUGGGGAAGUAGGAUAAGGGCUCAGAAUAAUAACAAUAUUUAA